Fusarium oxysporum Fo47 is the source of this 1650-nucleotide messenger RNA. RefSeq lists its product as uncharacterized. The transcript has 6 exons. The record is from RefSeq and is a predicted model, not a curated record. The coding region runs from base 1 to 1650 and encodes 549 amino acids. Lineage: Eukaryota; Fungi; Ascomycota; Sordariomycetes; Hypocreales; Nectriaceae.
AUGGAGAAGGAGAUGGAUCUAGAAUCUUAUUCCUUCAAUCAUCUGGACCACGAUUACGUGGCCGAUGAACACGAGCCUAAAGACUUUGUUGGUCGCAAAACCCGUUCUUACAAAGAUUUAUGGCGCAAAUUCUACACGCCAAACUUCAAAACCAUUGUGUGGCAAUACAAUCCUUCAGGGGUCGAAAAGUCUUACAACUUCUUUGCCCCUUCUCCCCUCACUCCAAACGCAAAGUCACUGCCCGUCUACCUCAGAAUUGAGAGCAAAAAUGAGGACCAUCGCAGUCUUUUCAAAGGCUCCAUUCCGAAUUCCUUUUAUGUCCCACUGUUUGCUCUCAUCGCCAUGGGGCACGAAGAGAACCCCGUAUUUACGCAGAAGCCAAUGGAAGUGCCCAAAGAGGCCCUGUGGCAGGAAUUGGAAACUAAGUUCUUAAGCCGUGCAAACGAUUGGAAACCCAUGUUCUCAGGGGAGCCACCGAAAAUCCUCGCGAGAGAAGAGAAUGGUUCCCUCGUCAGUGUUCAGCUGUCAAACAAGUGGGAGGGCUGGCAGGAUAUCCUUCCUCAAAUGGGCAUCCUCGACACUGCAGCGAAACAUGGAGGGAAACCCACUUCUCAUGAUCCUUUUAAUCUCUAUGAGACUUACAUCUAUCAAAGUGAUUGGAACAAUUACAUGAGCUCGUUGCAGAAUAAUGGGCCAUCUAUCCGCCCAUUUCCACGCAUAACUGAGGCACUUUUCGUUCUCUCGGACAAGAUCUUAGUCAAAGUUGGCCGCAGCGACAUCGCUGUUCAGGCCUCUAUCAACAAGAAGCUCGGGAGAAGUGACAGCGCAGAAAAAGAGGACUUGGAAAGCUUCAAAAAGAGCCAUCCAAUCUACGUGCCUCGCAAGAAGCUCACUGCAAAGGCCAAAGAACUGGAAGAAUUGAAAAUGGAGAAGAGGGAGAGAGGCCUCGAUGCUUUGACCAAGGUGUAUGAGCUAGGACGUGGAACUGCAUACUUAUCAAAUGAUCUGGAUGUCGAUAAGAUUCAGCGAGCUGCUGGCAAGCGUCCCGAUGAGGCUGGUCAGAAGGAAAUCAUGGGAGGAGUUUCAGCCACAGAGAUUGGUAAUGCCAUGGGCUGGGGCAGCAAGCGCCUAAGGUCCGGCGUUUUCCCUGCAGAGUGGCUUCACCUCUCAGCCUUUUCCUGGGGAGGCAUAGCCGGUGACGAGGAUCCAGAAGGUUUUACCACCAGCCAGAACUUCGAGAAUCUAGUAUUCGGAACAUCGGAGACUAACUCUCUCAUGACUAGAUACGAAACAGCAUGGCAAAGGUUCUUCCUGGCCGAGAAAGAGCUCGCUGGCACCGGAAAAGGCAUCAUUGGUAGCCUCGAUAUAUGCUGCAAUGACUUUUCCAAACCUAUUCUUUGGGACAUGGUCACAGAGUCGAAACACUUCUCGACUGUUGAUAUCACGUUCACAAAGCAGGAACUGGAACUCGUGAGAGAGAACCCUCUUGGCGCAAAACGAUAUCUCGACUCCAAACCCAAGACUGAGACAAACGACGGAAUCAGGCAGGAAAUGCUCAUACUUGCGCAUGACUUUCCUUUCAUUGUGUAUUCGAUCCAGUACGAUCUACAAGCUUAUUUUCACUCUCGUAUCUUUAGAUCGACGAUAUGA